This is a messenger RNA of Aphanomyces astaci, 2525 nucleotides long. RefSeq lists its product as hypothetical. The record is from RefSeq and is a predicted model, not a curated record. The transcript is spliced from 18 exons. NCBI's taxonomy places the organism in Eukaryota, Oomycota, Saprolegniomycetes, Saprolegniales, Verrucalvaceae. Gene Ontology annotation, biological process: positive regulation of TOR signaling. Gene Ontology annotation, molecular function: protein binding. The coding region runs from base 26 to 2140 and encodes 704 amino acids.
GAUAAGUUGAAAGCCGCCCAGCACGAUGCGCCAACGGAAGAACACGAGCGUGCGCGCGUCGAUGGACUUCUCUGGUCCACUGAAUGCCGUGUCGGUGUCGCACGCCCAAAAGUUGAUUGCAGUGGGGGGACGAGACGUGCUCAAGAUCGUGGCGCUUGAAACCACUGGGUUUGUGGAAAAGAAGAACCUGCGCUCGUCGAAAUCCAACUUGAAUUUCAGUACCAACGACAUUCGAUGGCAUCCACAGUCUGAUUCGAUGUUGGCCACCGCGGCCACGAAUGGUUUCUUGGUCUUGUGGGACGUCCAGCACAAGGUGCAGAAGCGCGAGGUGAAAGCGCACGAUCGAGCUGUGAAUCGCAUCUGCUGGCAUCCCACUGACCCAAACUCGCUCUUGAGUGCAUCGCAGGACGGGUUGAUCAAGCUCUGGGACCAGCGGCACAAGGGCGUAUGCACCGCCGUGUUCCAGCAGCAAAAGUCGGAAAGCGUUCGAGAUGUCAAGUUCAACCUGUUUGAAGACACGCGAUUUGCAGCUGCGUUUGAGAACGGCUCUGUGGAGAUUUGGGACGUUCGCAACAACAAGCAGCCAGAAACCAAGUUCACUGCCCAUCAAGGGCACAUCCUGUCCAUAGACUGGCAUCCGUCCAAGGCCAGAGUCAUCGCCACGGGCUCCCGCGACCGCAGCGUCAAGAUAUGGGACCUCUCCGACCCAGCCAAACCCGCGACAAGCCAAACGAUAGCUUUGAUUGCCAACGCUGGACGAAUCCAAUGGCGGCCAGAUUGCGAGGAUCACAUUGCCACGAGCUCGUCGAUCACAGACAGCCGCAUUAAUGUGUGGGACAUUCAGCGACCGUUUGUCCCACUGGCGUGUCUGCAAGGCCAUGCCGACAUUGUGUCGGACUUUGAGUGGUUCGACACCCCCCUUGUCCAGUCGUUUGGUGGGGCGACCGACACCAGCUUGGACUACGAUGGAUUCCGGUAUUGGCAACAUGUCGUCGCGUGCUCCAAGGACAAGACUCUCAAGCUGCAUUCCCUCGCGGAGGCUGUGAAACCCCACCAAACGAUGCACGCGGUGGCGCUAGCGAUGAACAUAUCAGGACACGUCGUCUCUUCCCACGACGAGAUUGAUCGUUCGUGCACUUCGCUGCUCAUUCAUCAGCACGAGAGCUCCGUGAACCCAAUCUUUUCGGUCUCCAACAACUCGUUGAACAUGCAGCACCCCCCGCGCAAGGUCAAGUCGGCGGCCAACCUCGCGCCGUCAAUGCCCCGCAUCCCGUCGUUCAAGGCGGCGGCUACCAAGCGCAACGUGUCGUCGGGGUCGCUGCCAAACUCCAAUACCUACGACAUGGUUCACACGCUGUCUCAUCACGACACCACGUCGCAGACAGGGACAAUGGUUCCUCAAGCUAUGAUCAACGCGUCGUCGUUCCACAGCUCGAUGUCGGCCGACCAGAUGAAAGCCAUGCUCGUGCAAAAGGACGCGCAUCCUCCGGCCGCCGCCGCCUUGGACGACCGGCCUCAAUCGUUUGGGUUCAACCAGCAAGUGUUUAGCUUCCUCGCGCAAACGUAUGAGCUGCACGGCCCGUCCUUUCAGGGUAUUUGUGCGCACAACGCUCGAGUGGCGGCGGUCGCAGGGUGUAUGCACCUGAGUAAAACGUGGACGAUUUUGGAAAUGCUGUUUGAAAAGCGAAUCAAUCCCCACAGCCCCAAGGACGUUGCUGUAGACGAUCCGCACCAACGACUGGGCAAUCAGACGUCGACACUUCUCGCCCAGUUGGACGAAGUGAACCCCAUGCAUGGAGUCGAAGCGUAUCCAUAUGAUGAACACAAGGAAGUGGCCGUACCGAGCCCCCAAACGUAUGGCAAAAGUGCAGACGUGUCCCGAAUCCAAGACACGUUGCUAAAGGAAUUGCUCGAGUUUUACUCGGAGGCAGGCGACGUGCAGUCUUGCACGACCAUCUCGGCGGCCAUGAGCUACGUCACCAGCAUCGAAGCACUCAUGGGCAAAGGAUGGCUGCAGCAAGUGUACAUGCAUUACAUUGAUCUGCUGCACCAGUUGCAACUGUAUUCAGUCGCCAACCACAUGGUCAAAAACUGUCCCGACGUUGGGAUCAAGCAAAUGAACAUGUAUACUUGUGCAUAGAAAGCGACGACGAUUUACACGUCGUGUGCGAAAUGCAACAAGACGCUGGACGUGUUGCCGCCCAAGAUUGCCAAGGUGGCCAAGAACGCGCUGUGCACCCAUUGCUUUAACGUGACCAACUGCUCGAUUUGCGAACUGCCCGUGUCGGGGCUGUUCGUGUGGUGCCCAGUGUGCUCCCACGGCGGACACUUGCAGCACAUGCAGGACUGGUUUGCCACCGAGCAAUCGUGUCCCACAGGAUGCGCGCACGUGUGUGCUCCCUAUAUGUUUGUACGAUCGUCCUCGUAAGGCAGUGUAGAUAGAUAGAUGUACAGUACAUCUCCUGCACUAAACCUGUAAAGUCCAAGAAGAGCUGUAAAUGAUAUGGAAUAUUACACCACGUUGC